Molecule: messenger RNA, 1577 nt
Organism: Xenopus tropicalis (tropical clawed frog)
Lineage: Eukaryota; Metazoa; Chordata; Amphibia; Anura; Pipidae
Gene: krt19
Product: keratin 19
Exons: 8
Coding region: 48-1328 (426 amino acids)
Cellular component (GO): intermediate filament
Molecular function (GO): structural molecule activity
Source: RefSeq, a predicted model, not a curated record
AGGGAACAGUUACACUCCUGUGCAUCUCCCAGCCUGCCACAGCUACCAUGGCCUCUUACAGCGUUCGCCAGACAAGCUCCUCCAGCUCUUAUAGAGGCUUGGGUGCCCCUAUGGGAGCUGGCAGGAUGUUCGCCAAAGCCCCAAGUGUCCAUGGUGGGUAUGGAGGCCAAGGUAUCUCCGUGUCUUCUGCCAAGUUUGUUUCCUCUGGCAUCGGUGGAGGCCUUGGCGGUGGCAGCUAUGGUGGCGGGUUCAGCAGUGGAUAUGGUGCUGGUUCUGGAUAUGGUGCUGGUUCUGGAUAUGGUGCCGGGCUCAGCGUCAAUGUAUCCGGGGAUGUCCUGCUGUCUGGCAAUGAGAAGGAGACCAUGCAGAAUCUGAAUGACCGUCUGGCAAUGUACCUGGACAAGGUGCGCGCCCUGGAAGAAGCCAAUUCAGGCUUGGAGCUGAAGAUCCGGGAGUGGUAUGAAAAACAGGGACCCAGCCCUUCCCGUGACUACAGCCAUUACUUUGCUAUCAUCGAGGACCUCAGAGGCAAGAUCCUUGACGCCACCGUCGACAAUUCCAAGAUCGUCCUGCAAAUUGAUAAUGCCAGGCUGGCUGCGGAUGACUUCAGAACCAAGUAUGAGAACGAGUUGGCCCUCAGACAGAGUGUGGAAUGCGAUAUCAAUGGCCUGCGUAAAGUCUUGGAUGAGCUGACAUUGUGUAGAACUGACCUGGAACACCAGAUUGAAAGCUUGAAGGAAGAGUUGGCCUACCUGAAGAAGAACCAUGAAGAGGAAAUGAACGCAAUGCGAGGACAAGUUGGCGGGCAAGUGAGCGUUGAAGUUGAUGCGGCACCAACGGUGGAUAUGAACAAGAAACUGGCAGAAAUGAGAGAACAGUAUGAGCUCCUGGCAGAAAAGAACCGCAGAGACGCAGAGGCAUGGUUCUUCUCACAGUCUGAGGAGUUGAACAAAGUAGUUGCAACUCAUACAGAACAGAUUCAGACCAGCAAAUCGGAGAUCACAGACCUACGACGCACAAUCCAGGGCCUGGAGAUAGAACUGCAGUCACAGCUCAGCAUGAAAGCAGCCCUUGAAAACACACUUUCGGAAACAGAAGCCCGUUACGGAAUGCAGCUAGCGCAGAUACAGAACGUGAUCGGCAGCAUUGAAGCUCAGCUCGCAGACCUCCGGAGCGACAUGGAGCGGCAGAACCACGAAUACAAGUUGCUCAUGGACAUCAAGACCCGCCUGGAGAAAGAGAUCAGCACCUACCGACAGCUGCUAGAAGGGCACGAUGCACAAAUUGGUGGAGGAAAGCAUAAGGAUGCUAAAACAGGAGGGAAGUGAGGCCACUGGUGGAGCUGAGACAGCCUGCAAUCAAGCCCGUCUUCAUUCAUUGCAUAGAAAACGCUUACGGAGAGUCCAUCACACAGGGAUCUGUUACGCUUUCCACUGCCAGUGCAAAUACCCAGCACCACGAGGCCAGGAAUCCCUAGGAAAUGAUGAUGCUUUAGAAAUUCGCUUGCAACUCACUUCUUUACAUGCUUCAGCUGUCUCAAUAAAUACCAAAUGUUUGGGCCGUGCAUUUAAAAGUAA